ACUUCCCCGGUCCUGUGCUCCGGCUCACUCGUGCUGUCUCCUCGCUCUGGCCCGAAAACAUUAGGAUAUAUUGACACCGGAAAGCUGUGCACGCAGAGGCGUCUGUCGCGAUUUAUCGGGCUGUCUGUUUUCUGUGACUGGUUCCGUUCCCGGCGGUUUAUAAUAUGCAGGACCCAAACGCUGACACAGAGUGGAAUGAUAUUUUGCGUAAAAAGGGUAUUCUUCCCCCAAAAGAAGUCCCAAAAGAUGAAGAGGAGGAAGAAGCUGCAGUUUUACAGCACCAGUCAGUCGUUAAGACCUAUGAAGAUAUGACGCUGGAGGAGCUGGAAGAGAAUGAGGAUGAGCUAAGCGAGGAAGAUGAGAGAGCCGUCGAACUUUACAGGCAAAAACGGAUAGCGCAGUGGCAAGCAACCCAAUUAAAGAACAAAUUUGGGGAAGUAUUGGAAAUUUCAGGACAGGAUUAUGUCCAAGAAGUGACAAAUGCUGGCAAGGAUUUGUGGGUCAUUUUGCACCUAUAUAAACAAGGAAUUCCACUGUGCAGUUUAAUCAAUCAACACCUGGCGGGACUUGCAAGGAAGUUUAAAGAUGUCAAAUUUUUAAAAGCCAUUUCUACAACAUGCAUUCCCAACUACCCUGACAAAAACCUUCCAACCAUCUUUGUAUAUCUCGAGGGAAACAUCCGUGCCCAAUUCAUAGGACCUCUGGUGUUUGGUGGGAUGAAUUUAACGAGAGAAGAGUUGGAGUGGAAGCUUUCAGAGUCUGGUGCAAUCAAAACAGAUCUGGAGGAAAAUCCACAUCAGCAAAUCCAGGACCAGCUCAUGACAUCCAUCCGAGCCACCUCUAUCUCCACGAGAAAGGACAGUGAAUCAGAUGAUGAUUGAUGUGUGUGUUUUGUAUAGUGUUACUUGUAAUGUACCUGGGGCCUAAACAGCUACACAUGUUCAUGUUCAGAAACCACAUUUUAUUUUUUGUUUUAAUUAUUUGGAAUCCCAUUAUGCCUUGCAGCGAUUGCCAGCAAAGGUAUUAUACCUUACAAACAAUAAAACAAGCUGCAGUUCAACAUACAUUCUACAUUGCUAACAAUAUGUGUAUGUGAUCUUCAACACCAGGAACUCUGAAUUGUUUAGUUUUUUACUCUGUAUGAAAAUUAAUGGUAAUGUCUAAAAUUACUUAAACUUAUUUUAGAACAAUUUAUGGCCUGGAACUAAAAACUUUUUAUAAAGUGAUAUGGAUAUGGGUAAAUAAGUUAUACUGUAUGGCAAUUAACGUGUCCUUACUACGUGACUGAGUGUUGGUUUUGUUUGUUAAAUUCAUAUUUAUAUGUAUGUGACACAAAACUCCAUUUACAUGGUAAAAAUAAUUUUCCUCGUGAAAACCUACCAUGAUUUUGUAUUCUAUGUGCAUUACUUUGGACUGCUUCCUGCAACACAUUCUUAUUUUUUUGCCUUAUGGGUGAAUUUGAAAAAAAUUAUGCAAAAUCACUGAUGAACUCCUAUAACACAAUGCGGAUAUAAUAUAUAUGCUUACUUAAGCUUAAGAUAUGGUAGAAUUGCCAUGGUAACCAAUGAAACUGUCGAAUCAAACUUACAAUAGUUGCUAAGGUUUUUGUUUCUUUUCUUUACACACUAUCGGGGUAUUACUAAUUAGACCCUGGUUACUAACUGUUUGCACCAAUGGUAUUAGUAAAGAUUCAAAUGUCUUUUAUUAGCAGGAUGAAAA
This is a messenger RNA of Spea bombifrons (plains spadefoot toad), 1719 nucleotides long. RefSeq names its product phosducin like 3 (gene PDCL3). Lineage: Eukaryota; Metazoa; Chordata; Amphibia; Anura; Pelobatidae. The record is from RefSeq and is a predicted model, not a curated record. The transcript has 6 exons. Gene Ontology annotation, biological process: protein folding; angiogenesis; positive regulation of gene expression. Gene Ontology annotation, cellular component: cytoplasm. Bases 165 to 881 code for a protein of 238 amino acids.